AUGCCUGGAGCAACUUGGGCAUACCUUUUAGAAUUAGAGUUAGGAGAAUACCAGAAAACUCUAAAUAUGAUUCUAGAAAAAGACCCCACACAUAUCUAUGGAUUCUAUGAUGUGGUUAAAUAUAAUAUAGAGCGCCUUGAAGGCACUAUAGAAUGGGCAUCACAAACCCAAACAUAUGAUGAAAACGACGUUAGAAGUUUUCAAAAAUGUCUCCAAAGAGACUUAAAUCUCUCAAGGAUUCAAAAGAUCCUCGAAAGAUUACCUUCCGCAAAUGCAGCUACCUCUGCAGAAAACUCUGGUAUCAGAGCACCAACAAAAGUGCAGCUAGAAUAUCAUAUUUUGAACAAUAAAUUUUCAUUAACUUUGAUUGGAUUGUCUAAUGAUCAAUCCCAUGGUGAUGACGCAACCUUAGUAUUGGAUGGAGUUGAAGAACUUGAAGCUGUUGAAGAACUUGAAGAUGGUGGUGAAAAUAAAGCUCAACAUGUUGGUCAAGAUGAACCUGUUGCAGACCAUGUACAUGUUGGUCAAGAACCAAUUGAAUGGAAUAAAACCGUUUCCAAAUCGAUGGUUAAUCUUUCCAAGAAACAAGUUUUGCACUUUCCAAAUGCUUUGUCAAGAGGUGUCCUUUCAAGAGCAACCCAUCUUCAACUAAUGCCGGAAGAUAUGGCUUUUCAUUACUGAUGCAUUGUUCAUACUUCUAAAAGAUCAAAAUAUAUUGGAGCAUUCGAAAAGCAUAUUACAGAAGGAUGGAUGAAUUGGAAGGAGAACUUGAAGAGCUAGAGGGUGCUGAAUUGGAAGAACAGCUUGUUCAGCCUGCAACUACAGCUCCAGCAGCAGUGCAUACUCCAUCUGGGCGACAACCUACUCGCCCUUUGUCUGUGAAGCCCACAAGUGAAGAAGAUGAAUUGGCAGCUUUGCAGCCUGAGAUGGCACUUUGAGCAGGUUCCAUUUCUCAUCCACUACACUAUUAUUUACUCAAUGAAUGCCUUGAUCUGUUUUGGUUGGAUUAGUAUUUCAAUCAAGGCUUAAAUAUCAUAUUUGUCUCCGCAUGUAUAUGUUUUUUUUAUUUUAGUCCCUAUAUUGUUUUUUUAAAUAAAAAAAAAAUAUCCC
Molecule: messenger RNA, 1110 nt
Organism: Trifolium pratense (red clover)
Lineage: Eukaryota; Viridiplantae; Streptophyta; Magnoliopsida; Fabales; Fabaceae
Exons: 5
Coding region: 1-681 (226 amino acids)
Source: RefSeq, a predicted model, not a curated record